Molecule: messenger RNA, 1092 nt
Organism: Calliphora vicina (urban bluebottle blowfly)
Lineage: Eukaryota; Metazoa; Arthropoda; Insecta; Diptera; Calliphoridae
Gene: Ttc1
Product: Tetratricopeptide repeat domain 1
Exons: 2
Coding region: 58-924 (288 amino acids)
Molecular function (GO): protein binding
Source: RefSeq, a predicted model, not a curated record
CUGUGAUUCCGGGGUACUUUUCUACAAGAAUUUUUUUAAUUAUAGUAAACAUAAAAAAUGCCAGAAAUUUCUGAAAUUGUCGGCAGUGAUGAUGAAUAUCAAGAUGCUGUAAGCGAUGAGUCAUUAGCAAAUUCUCCCAGUACAAAUACUCCAACAUCGUCAGCACCAGGGGAAACUAAAAGUUCCAAUGCAGAAAUAGUUGAGGAAAUCAUAAAACAACAAACAAACUUAAAACUCGAUGAUGGUGAUAAAUCAGACAACAUUGCCAGUGGCAGUAAUACGGAAAAAACUGAGGAUGACACCCAACCUGAAUACAUACACGAUGAAAUUGAUGAAAAUUUGUUGGCGGAAAAAGAAAAAUCUAUGACGCCUGAAGAGUUGGAAGCUAACAAAGAAAAAGCCGAUAAAAUAAAAUUAGAAGCUAAUGAAUUAUUUAAAAACAAUCAAGCUGAAGAAGCUAUUGACAUGUAUACGGAAGCUUUAAAAAUAUGCCCCCUGAAAGCCUCCAAAGAAAGGGCUGUUUUGUUUGGCAACAGAGCUGCCGCUAAAAUAAAAUUGGAUUCGAAAAAAACUGCCAUUGAUGAUUGCAGUAAAGCUAUAGAAUUGUGGCCAGAAUAUAUUCGUGCUUUGUUAAGACGUGCUAAACUUUACGAACAUGAAGACAAGUUAGAUGAAGCAUUAGCUGAUUAUAAGCGUGUCUAUGAGUUGGAUCCUGGACAGAGUGAGGCACGUGAAGCUAUGGUUCGUUUACCUCCUAUUGUCGAAGAACGAAACGAACGUUUGAAAGCGGAAAUGCUUGAUAAAUUAAAAGAUUUGGGAAAUAUGAUAUUAAAACCAUUUGGUUUAUCGACAUCGAAUUUCCAAAUGCAAAAAGAUCCCAAUUCGGGUUCUUACUCAAUCAAUUUUAAUCAAAAUAACAGCUAGAUAAUUGUUAAAAAAAAUCACUACUACCUAUAAUUUUAUUUUAUGUUAAAGUAAAAACAAACAUGUAAAACUAAAAUACAUAGUUGUACAAUAAAAAGAAUGGUUAAUAUGGAUAGUUAAAAUAUAAUAAUGUAAAAGACUGAGGUCGGCCAAAAACUCACAAUUAAA